GAGGGAGAGAGAGAGAGAGAAGGAGAGAGAGAGAGAAGGGGAGAGCAAGGGAGAGGGAGAGAGAGAGUGUGGAGGAGCAGCCAGUCAUUCCUGCCUCACUCCAGGCUCUAAGUUUACAGGCAGCCCGGCAGGAUCUGUUUUUUUUUUGGCUUGGACACAGCUCUCAUGACAGGAUUAGGAGCCGGGGACGCGGGACCAACCGGAGAUCUGCAGGUCCUAGUGGAAGAGCCAGAGCCAGAUUCUCUCCCAGCACAGCUGUGACCGGCCUCCAGUGUCCCGUCACACAAAUCACCCGACAACUGUCUCUUCGAGGUCGACCUGUUUACAGAGAGGCCUCCCCUUUCCUCUUCCCAUCAUGCGUCUCCUCGCCGCUCUCCUUCUCUUGCUGGUCCUGCGGUCGGCUGAGCCCAGGAGAGGCCCUCGGUCGGGGGCUGCGGAGAGGGGUAGCAGGGGCAAGGUGCGAGGCAGAGGCAGGGCGGGGGUCAUGAGGCGGCAAACUCAGGAGUGCAAGGAGUACAUGGAGGCAGGGGAGAAGUACCUCGACUGUCAGGACAAGCAGCUGACCUCGGUGAUGCAGGACUGGCCCAAAGACAUUAACCACCUGCUGCUAGCGAGAAACAAGAUUCAGGUUUUGCGGGACAACAUGUUCUUCCAGUUCACCCAGCUGAAGAGCCUGGACCUCCAGCAGAACCACAUCUCCAUGGUGGAGGACGAUGCGUUCAGCGGCCUCUCGCAGCUCACCACCCUGCUCCUCCAGCACAACAGACUGAAAACAGCCUCCGAGGAGAUCCUGCUGCCCCUGCCCCGCCUCACCUACCUCCGUCUCUACGAGAACCCUUGGAGCUGCCACUGCUCCCUGGACAGCCUGGUCAGGAAGCUGCAGGUGCCCAGCAGCCGCAACCUGGGCAACUUCGCCAAGUGUGCGGAGCCUCUGUCGCUGAGAGGCCAGAAGCUGAAGAAGCUGAAGGUGGACUCGCUGUGUGUCGACGACAACCAAGUGAGUACGGGAGGCAAGGAGGGGGGGCGCCCGAGGCCUCCGCUAAUCAAAGUGAAGUCGGAGGCCACGUCUUUGUGUCACACCUACAUGUUCCCAAAACCUCAGCUGGACUGCAACACCAGAGGUUUGGAUCACAUCCCGUCUGACCUGCCGUCUGACAUUGUGAAGAUGGAUCUGUCCAGUAACAUCAUCAAACAUCUCAGGCCCAAACAGUUCCUGCUGUCCAAAGACCUCAAGCUGCUCAACCUGAGCAGCAACAGCCUGCAGCGUGUAGACAGAGCUGCAUUUGCAGGCCUGCUGUACCUCCGUGAGCUUGACCUGUCCAACAACAGCCUCCAUUACUUCCAGUACGGUGUACUCGAGGACCUCUACUUCCUACGGAAGCUCUCACUGGCCAACAACCCAUGGAUCUGUGACUACAAUAUCCACUACCUGAUCUACUGGCUCAAGCAUCACCCAGGCGUCUCUUACACUGGCCUGUUCUGCAGCGAGCCGCGGGAGUUCAGGGGCUGGCGCGUUGAAGACUAUGUCAAGACCUACAACGGGGAGUGUCCCAAGGAUAAACAAAUAGGGGGGGUUGACACAGGACAGGGAGGACAGGGAGAUUCGGACAAUGAAGCACAAGAGGCGUUGGGGGAGACUGAGCAUCUGCUUCAGCACCUGAAGCAGAAGAAGCGAAAAAGGUUUGAGAUCAUCAGGCUGAGUUAAAGCGGAGAUGGAUCAGUGGACUGGUGUGGUUUAGAAUGGAGGGAAAUGUACAGAAGAGGCCACAGGGUGGUCUGUGGACAGGCUGGAGGACGGAUUAUUAAAGGCAAUGAUUUGUUGUUCAAGUAAAGACAUGAUGAGCGCAAAUACAAAUUUGGAGUAAAAUCCAGAAUUUUGGCUUUUUCUUAUGAUUCUUAAAUUUGAAGUCUUAUUGCUACGUUUACCUUUAAACAAGAGGUGUAGGGAAAUGCUGUUUGAACUUUUGUUGUAUCUUUUUAUUUCUUUUUAACAAAAGUUAUCUUUCUGUCUUUUUUUCUGUCUUAAUUAAUGUAUGAUAUUGUCGACCUGUUUUCUGGGAAUAAAAUUGGGUUUAUUUUUUCUGAACAUGUGUUUUUACUAGAUGAUGCACAGACACGAUGGAGAGAAGAAGGUGGGAUGAAAGCAGAUCGCUGAUUUAAUGAGGACAUGAAAGUUCCAGAUAGACUUCUCUGGGAAUCCACCACAUGCUAACUAGAUAGAAAGAAAACGAAUUGUAGAACAAUCAUCUGAACUCAUAUUUCAAAAGACAGUUGAUAGAAAAAUGCAGGGCUGUUCAAAUUAAACUCAUGGGCAUGUGGGGUAAAAAGCUCUAUUCACAUAUUUGGAAAAGACAGGAGGGAGGCCAGUCUCCAUCCAGUAAACACUCUAUGAUGUUUCUGUCUAGUCGCUUGUCGCCACCAUUAUGAACUUUGAAAAACAGUUUGCAAUGCAUCCUGGGAUAGGUCGGCCCGAGAGGGGUCCACCCUCCUGAGCCUUUCUUGAGGGGACGCACUUUUAAGGAGCCUUUGAAAUGGAACAGCCGGGUUCUUUGGCUGUGAUGCAUUUUCAAAUGCCCCGUCUGAAGGAUGCAGCCGCUGAAUUGAGACACAGCUAUAGACUGUCACUGCCAAUCCUAUAUUUCAUUUGACAUGUGAAUUAUGACGAAUGACAGAGAUUUCGAUGUUGCAUAGACAAAGAAGAAGUUUUGUGGUGUGUGUUCCCUUGAUGAAACUCCCAAGUCCCGGGUGCUUAAACAUGGUAUUUCAUAUCCUGCUGUCACUGAAGGAGUAAAACACACAGUUUAGCAAUGAAACUCAAAUAAAGUUUGUUACUGAAAAUGAAUAAAAAAUGUUUCACAGUCA
Platichthys flesus (European flounder) is the source of this 2862-nucleotide messenger RNA. It is a transcript of the gene lrrc17, whose product is annotated as leucine rich repeat containing 17. NCBI's taxonomy places the organism in Eukaryota, Metazoa, Chordata, Actinopteri, Pleuronectiformes, Pleuronectidae. Gene Ontology annotation, molecular function: protein binding. The record is from RefSeq and is a predicted model, not a curated record. The coding region runs from base 356 to 1705 and encodes 449 amino acids. The transcript has 5 exons.